Molecule: messenger RNA, 2085 nt
Organism: Rotaria socialis
Lineage: Eukaryota; Metazoa; Rotifera; Eurotatoria; Philodinida; Philodinidae
Source: the annotation of a GenBank genome assembly
AUGAGUACUCAACGCAGUCGAUUUUAUGAGAACUUGUCAUGUGAAAAACUAAACACAUAUCGAUGUAAAUUAGGAUCAUUGAAGCUUCUAUUCGUCGAUGAGGUGUCACUUGUUCAGGAAGGUCUCUGGGGCGCAAUGCAUUCUCGACUGAAUCAAAUAAUGGGAAUUCAUUCGAAUUCAGUUAUUUUCGGCAAUGUUGGUGUCAUUGCUAUUGGUGAUUUCUAUCAAUGUGCACCAGUCGCGUCUUCGAGUAUUUAUUCAUCAUUGUUAUGGACAGAUCAUUUUGAAUUUGUUGAAUUAACAGCUAAUCAACGUCAAAAAAAUGAUGGAUGUUUUGCUCAAAUGCUAAAUCGUAUACGUCAAAUGAAAAAAAAAUCUGUAAUGGUAAAAGAAGAUCAACAUAGUCUUGAAAAAUGUCAUGAACGUUAUGUAAACAAUGAGUAUCAUCCAGAGGCAUUACAUCUAUUUUCUAAAAAUGCUGAUGUAGAUGCACACAACGAAAAAAUGAUUGAUUUAAUUUGUACUAAUAUCAAAACUAUUUACGAACUUGAUCGAAAAGGUCAAAAAAUAGAACCUAAAACGAAAAGAUAUGGUAAACAAUUGUAUAAACCACUACGACUUGCAAAAAAUGCUCGUAUUAUGUUAACAAAAAAUAUUUCUGUUCAUGAUGGCUUAGCGAACGGUGUUACUGGUCGAAUAUUCGAUUUUGUUGAAAAUAAUGAUAGACAAAUCUCUCGAAUAUUGAUAAAGUGUGACUCAGUCAAAGCUGGUGUCGAUCAUCGUAGAAGUUGUAGUACUUGUAAAAAACUUGGAACUAUAUGUGUUACGCGUGAGAACGAUUGUAUUGAUACCGAGGAGUCCGUGUCAAAGUCAACCGAAUCAAACAAACAGUUUCCGUUACGUUUAAGUUGGGCAGUGACUAUUCACAAAGCACAAGGAAUAACUGUUGAUGAAAUUGUAAUAAGUUCAAAAAAUUUAUUUGGUAGCGGCAUGGGAUAUACAGCUCUCUCACGUGUUCGAACAAUCAAUGGAUUGUUUCUAAUUGAUUUGCAUUUCGAUAAAUUUUAUUGCGAUGAAAAGGUUGAAAAAGUGUUAUUACAAAUGAAACCAAUGGAAAAAAAAUGUUCAGUUUUUCAUGAUAGAUCAACUUUUCUGAAUGUCACGUUUCACAACAUCGAAGGACUGCAAUCGAAUUUUAAAGCGUUAAAGAAUCAUCAUCUACUAAGCAAAGCAGAUAUAAUUUGCUUGGCAGAAACAUGGUUAGACAACACGAAUAUGAUUAAUGAAUAUGAUAUCGAGAAUUAUAGAUUUAUUCAUCGUGAUCGAACUUCAUCAUUUAAAGUUGAUCAUCCAUUACAUUUACAAAAACGAGGUGGAGUCGGUAUUUACAUUAGAAAUGAUAUUGCAAUUAAAACAAAUUUCUCAAAAAGUCAACUAAAUCUCGAGUAUGUCGCGGUUGAACUUCAAGACGAUUUGAUUAUUAUAGUUUGUUAUCGGUCGCCAACACAAAAGAAAAAACAAUUUCUCACAAGUCUUUUUGUCAUUCUCAAUUCAUUAGACAUGCAUAAGAAAAUUUUGAUUAUUGGUGACUUCAAUGAAGAUAGUUCUCGGAAUGACUGUAAAACAAUUGAAAUAAAAAUGACUGCAAUGAAAUUUCAGAAUAUAUUUCAAAAUAUUCCUAGUACAAAUAAUUUAACUUGUCUCGAUUGUGUAUAUUCGAAUUUUCUAUUUGAUAUAGAACAUCAUGAAUCAAUAACAGAAACAUUUUAUAGUUUUCAUGAAGCACUUAGCUUUUGUUUUAAAACUAAACACAGUAAUGAUGACAUUUCUAUUCACAAUGAAUCUAUUAAUGAAAAAGAUACCAGUAUCGAGAACUUCGUUUCAUGUAACAUAGAAUGUGACACAAUAAUAAAAACUGCAGAAAAAAGAAAAAGAAAAUCAAAUGAUAUUCAUCAUGCAAGCAAGAAAAUGAAAACCUGUGCGCAACAGAAAAAAUAUAACCUAAUAUUUCCAACGAUAGGUUCAGAUCUUUCAUUUCUUCACACAUUGGAUUUAACUGUUUCAAAGACACGUCGUUCUUUUUAA